AAAAAGCCAGCUCUUUCCGAUAGCUUCUCUAGUUACGAGGCAAUUCACGCAUUGUUACUAAGAUUUUAUAAUUUGCAUUUUACAUAUCUAUUAUGUAUCGUUUUAUAUUACUGUGUGGUAUUUUAUUAACGGGGAGUCAGUAUUCAGCCGGUAAUCCGCUGAGCUCCACCGCGUACGAGUAUGUACAGGAGGCGGAUGCUUGGCUGCGCCUGCACAUCGUGCCUGCUACGUGGUCGGACGCCGUCGCACGCUGCCAACUCGAAGAUGGUGUGUUGGCAGCUCCAACAACAAAGGCCGUGGCAAAGGCGAUGUUAAGCGCGAUGGAGAAGCACAAACUAACUUCGAAAGGGGUGUUUAUUGGAGCAACUAGCCUUUUCUCCAAGGGAGAGUUUAGAACGUUGAACGGAGAGAAUCUCGCUGACAGCUUGGAAUGGGCCUCGGGUGAGCCGGACAACACUGGCGACGCCGAGGACUGCCUAAUGCUGACCGGCAAGGGUGCUCUGGCUGACGUCAGCUGUUCGAGAGUGCUGCCAUACUUCUGCCGCAAGAACGUUCACAACUGCUCCUCUGUAGAAGGAGUCACAAGUGCCAAACCUCUGCUGUUAUGUGGGCUUGGCUACCAUUGGUACACCAGCACCGGAAGCUGCUACAAGUUCCACGGAGCAUCCAAACCCUGGCGCCUCGCCCUAGCCACGUGCCACUCCGAUGGCGGUCACUUGGUCGUCAUCGACAGUGAAACUGAGUCUGAUGUCCUUAAGGAAAUUUACGAAGAUAACUUUGACACAAUCACCGGGGCAGACCAACCUAGACACGCCUUGAUUGGCUUCAGGAAGUAUGAUGAUGGCGAGUGGGCGACCAUAUUCGGUGAAACGCUCGCAGAAGCCGGGUUCGCAAAAUGGGACUCCGAAGAACCAAGCAACGGCAACGGAGUAGUGAACGAGUACUGCGGUUCCAUGCACAUCAACGGCUUGUUAAACGAUGCUUCUUGCUCGUGGAAGUCGCCGUUCAUUUGCGAAAUCACGCCUACUUUAUUGUUAUAAUGAAUGUUUUUUAGGGCCACUUGCACCAACGAAAGUAGAGGGUUAGCCCACCAUUUUAUAUGGAAUUUGACGGCUGACAGCCCACUAACCCUGAGUUAAGUGAUUGGUGCAAAUGGGCCUUAGUGAUGCAACAAUAAAGUAAACAAGAACAAACAUA
Molecule: messenger RNA, 1197 nt
Organism: Leguminivora glycinivorella
Lineage: Eukaryota; Metazoa; Arthropoda; Insecta; Lepidoptera; Tortricidae
Product: C-type mannose receptor 2-like
Exons: 6
Coding region: 93-1040 (315 amino acids)
Source: RefSeq, a predicted model, not a curated record